AUGGUGGUCUCUAAAUUUGCAGCGUCUCGAGCAUGUUUGUUUGCUCAAAACUUCUCCUUACUGAAAGCGAUAAGGUCUUCCAACGUGAGAAAUGCCAUUAACGCAUGGAAAUCGCAAACCGUCCAGAGAUCUUCCCUUUUGAAAGUGGGACGCCUUUCUGGGAUUUGUCUCAGUGCAUGGUGCAUUCCUUUGCUCAGAGCUGCAGAAUGUAGAAGCAGAGAAGGUGAACUUAGCAGAGCCGAUCACCUGUAUGAAGUGUAUCUCACCAAUAAAGAGCCUCCAUUGUCGCUUUGGGAUGUUUGGUCCCUAAUCCGACCGUACUGGUUUUACUUCUUGGCCGCAGUUGUGAGUGCAGUUCUUGCUGCUUUCGUCAACAUACAGCUUCCUCUCUAUCUUGGAGACCUUAUUGACAAGAUGGUGCAGAUAAUCAAAGGUGCGUAG
Messenger RNA from Cylicostephanus goldi, 441 nucleotides. The record is from the annotation of a GenBank genome assembly. NCBI's taxonomy places the organism in Eukaryota, Metazoa, Nematoda, Chromadorea, Rhabditida, Strongylidae.